CCCUCACUCUUCUUCUCCGGCGCGGUUUCUCCCCGCCAUUCCGGAACUCUCGCCGUGAUCGUUGAAACCCUCUUUUUGAAAGCUAGAUUUCACUCCCUUUUUGCUCUGCAAAGCUUGUUUCUUCAGUGAAUUUGGGGGUGUUAUUGAGGAAUCUGGAGUUCUGGGGGUGGUUUUGAGGAAUUCUAGGGUUUCGUGAUGAGUAGUUUGGUUGAAAGGCUUCGAGUGAGAUCGGAGAAGAGGCCGCUCUACAAUGACGGGGAGUCUGAUGAUGAUUUCGUUGCUCCGCCGAAGCCUAAGCCGGAGGACCAGAAGCCGGAGCGAAUUUUGAGGGAAGAUGCGAAGGAAGGUGCAUGCCAGUCUUGUGGUGAGAGUGGGGAAUCCAAGGAUCUUACGGGAUGUGCAACCUGCACAUAUGCUUUUCACCUAAAAUGUGUACUUCCUCCCCGUAAAACAUUUCCUUCUGAUUCUUGGAGUUGCCCUGAAUGUGUUAGCCCUUUGAAUGAAGUUGAAAAAAUUUUAGACUGUGAGAUGCGUCCCCCUACAUCAGAUGAAACUGACGCUUCAAAGACUGGUUCAAAACCAAAAUAUGCGAAGCACUAUCUUGUAAAAUGGAAGGGGUUGUCCUACCUUCAUUGUACAUGGGUGCAGGAGAAAGAAUUUUUGAAAGCUGGCAAGGCCAAUCCCCGGUUAAAGACUAAAUUGAAAAGCUUUAGUAAACAAAUGGAUGGCAUGGAUAACUCUGAGGAUGACUGGAUUGCUAUCAGGCCUGAAUGGACAACAGUUGAUAGAAUUAUUGCCUCCAGAAAAAUUGGUGAGGAACGGGAGUAUUUUGUCAAGUGGAAAGAACUUCCUUAUGAUGAAUGCUACUGGGAAAAUGAAUCAGACAUUUCUGCUUUUAAACCUGAAAUUGAAAGGUUUAAUAUGAUCCAAUCCAGGGGCCGUAAGAAAUUAUCUAACAAAAAUAAGGUGUCUAAUCGUGAUUCAAAUGAAUUGAAGCACAAUCAAAAAGAAUUUCAGCAGUAUGAGCAAACUCCUCAAUUUCUUUCAGGUGCAUUACAUCCUUAUCAGCUUGAGGGCUUAAAUUUUCUGCGCUAUUCUUGGUCCAAGAGUACACAUGUUAUCCUUGCAGAUGAGAUGGGUCUUGGAAAAACUAUUCAAAGCAUUGCCUUUCUUGCUUCACUUUUUGAAGAAAAGUUAACUCCUCAUUUGGUUGUGGCACCUCUUUCAACAUUGCGCAACUGGGAACGUGAAUUUGCAACUUGGGCACCACAAAUGAAUGUUGUAAUGUAUUUUGGAUCUGCACAGGCUCGUGCUGUAAUCAGACAGUAUGAGUUCUUCUUUCCCAAAGACAAAAAGAAUCAGAAAAAAAAGAAAACUGUUAAAGGUGAUGAUAAAAAGAAGCAAUCAAGAGUCAAGUUUGAUGUUCUUUUGACAUCAUAUGAAAUGAUCAACAUGGAUUCAGUGUCCUUAAAACCUAUACAGUGGGAAUGCAUGAUAGUUGAUGAGGGCCACCGUCUCAAGAACAAAGACUCAAAAUUAUUUCUUCAACUACAACUUUACUCUACCAAUCAUCGUGUGCUUUUGACUGGCACUCCUCUUCAGAACAAUCUAGACGAGUUGUUCAUGCUCAUGCACUUUCUGGAUACUGGAAAGAUACAGGACAGCAAAACCACUCGAGUGUUAACUGUAAGAGGUAUCGGAGAAUCUUUAGACGUUUGUUCGGUUUUGAAGUGUCCAAUUAUACCUGGUCUUGCUGUCGCUAUUCAUGGUUAUAUGGGCCUAUUCUUCCAAAUUUUCGCCACCGUACAUGUUAAAGCGAGUGAACCCAAAGAGCCAGCAGAUGCCAAUGAAGGGUUAAGACAACUUUUGGACUUCUCUGGAAAAAUGCAGCUACUGGAUAAGAUGAUGGUGAAGCUUAAGGAGCAAGGUCAUCGUGUCCUUAUAUAUUCACAAUUUCAGCAUAUGCUUGACUUAUUGGAAGAUUACCUUAGCUACAAGAAAUGGAAUUAUGAGCGUAUUGAUGGGAAAGUCAGUGGAGCGGAAAGACAGAUUCGUAUUGAUCGCUUCAAUGCCAAAAAUUCGACAAGGUUUUGUUUUCUGCUCUCUACGAGGGCUGGGGGGCUGGGGAUUAAUCUCGCAACUGCUGAUACUGUUAUUAUAUAUGAUAGUGAUUGGAACCCACAUGCCGAUUUACAAGCUAUGGCCAGGGCUCAUCGGUUGGGCCAAACUAACAAGGUGAUGAUAUAUAGGCUCAUCACUCGUGGAACCAUUGAGGAAAGGAUGAUGCAGAUGACCAAGAAGAAAAUGAUCUUAGAACAUCUUGUCGUUGGUCGGCUCAAGGCACAAACAGUCAAUCAGGAGGAGUUGGAUGACAUUAUAAGGUAUGGUUCGAAAGAACUAUUUGCCGAUGAGAAUGAUGAGGCUGGAAAAGCACGCCAAAUUCACUAUGAUGAUGCUGCAAUUGAUAGGUUACUGAAUCGAGACCAAGUUGAUAAUGAGGAGGCUCCAUUGGAUGAUGAAGAUGAUGAUUUUCUGAAAGCUUUUAAAGUAUGCCCUACUUUUGCUCAAUUAUCUUUGUUGCCAACUCACAUGUCCUUUAUGCGUUUUUGCUAUAAUGUGGCAUUAUGAAAUUUUCAAUGUAAA
Dioscorea cayenensis subsp. rotundata (Guinea yam) is the source of this 2643-nucleotide messenger RNA. RefSeq names its product CHD3-type chromatin-remodeling factor PICKLE. The coding region runs from base 196 to 2628 and encodes 810 amino acids. The transcript is spliced from 19 exons. Gene Ontology annotation, molecular function: ATP hydrolysis activity; histone binding; chromatin binding. Gene Ontology annotation, cellular component: chromatin; nucleus. Lineage: Eukaryota; Viridiplantae; Streptophyta; Magnoliopsida; Dioscoreales; Dioscoreaceae. The record is from RefSeq and is a predicted model, not a curated record. Gene Ontology annotation, biological process: negative regulation of transcription by RNA polymerase II; chromatin remodeling.